GUAAGCUGCACGAUUUACCAGAAGAAGAAAGGUCAUCAUGUCAUAUGUAGAAUAGUUUGUUUUUAUUUAUGUGUACAAUCAACGUUUUCUUAUUAAUGAUUUCAGUUCCAUCACACACGAUUUUAUAGAUAUAAGCAGGACGCAAACCUUAGCUUACGUCUCACAGAAUUUGAGUUGUCAAACAAAUGGAGGUGUUUAUGCAUCACUGUCAUCACAAGCUCCCAACCCUCCUGUCCAGGACUCUCUUCAAAGCUGUAAAGAGAUGCCACAUCAGCUGUGCCAUUCAAACUUCUCCCCUCGUCUCUGUCCCUUCCAAACCAACCAUUCCACCACCACUCGUGUCUCGCCUCUUCCAGCCGUCCAACUUCCGGGAGGGUCAGGAGGGAGGAGACUUGACCUGCCGCAGCCAGAGACUGAUGCUGCAGACAGGACUUAUCCAUCCCUCCAACCCUGGCUGCUUCUAUUACUUACCGGUCGCUCUGAGGUCCAUGGAGAAACUGGUUCGGCUCAUUGAUGAAGAGAUGCAUGCGAUCGGUGGGCAAAAAAUUGACAUGCCGGCAUUGUGCAGUGCAGAACUCUGGAAGAAGAGUGGCCGCUGGGAGCUUAUGGGGAAAGAGAUGUUCAGGUUGCUUGAUCGACACAAUGCUGAAUACUGCCUCGGACCGACUCAUGAAGAAGCAGUCACAGAGCUCUUUGCUUCCCAGACAACAAUAUCCUACAGGAAGCUGCCACUUCUGCUGUACCAGGUAACGCGCAAGUUCCGUGAUGAACAGAAGCCGAAGUUUGGGCUCCUACGUGGCCGGGAGUUCUAUAUGAAAGACAUGUAUUCAUUUGACAUUAAUGAAGAGGCGGCUCUUCAAACGUACCACUCUGUGUGUCAGUCCUAUGGAAGGAUAUUUGACCGACUGGGCUUGAAGUGGGUGCAGGUACAGGCUGCCACCGGCAACAUUGGAGGCACACUUUCCCAUGAGUUUCAGCUGCCUGCAGACAUUGGCGAAGACCAGUUACUUGUUUGUGGGAACUGUGGCUUCUCUGCCAACAUUGAAACCAUGGAACAAGGCCAGACUGAGUGCUCACAGUGCCAAACAGGCACACUGACUGAAUCCAAGGGCAUCGAAGUGGGGCACACUUUUUACCUCGGUGCAAAAUAUUCACAGGCAUUUAAGGCCCUGUUUGUUAAUGCAUCCAAUGUGCCCGCAGUGGCUGAGAUGGGGUGUUUUGGACUUGGUGUCACUCGAAUACUUGCCGCUUCAAUAGAGGUGAUGUCAUCUGAGGAUGCUAUUCGCUGGCCUGGGUUGAUCGCUCCUUAUCAAGUGUGUGUCCUGCCACCUAAAAAGGGCAGCAAAGCAAAUGAAGCCACACUAGUGGCUGAGAAACUGUCUCAAAGCUUGGGAAACAGUCUACCCAACUUGAGAGGAGAGGUGGUACUGGAUGACAGGGUUCAGAUGACCAUUGGAAAACGACUGAAGGACGCAAAGAUUUUAGGAUAUCCAUAUGUGGUAGUGGUAGGACAGAAAGCUCUGGAGGAUCUGCCCAGCUUUGAGGUGAUUUGUCAGCAGAGUGGAGAAACCAUGUUCCUUAGUAAAGAGGGCCUAGUGGAUCUUUUAAGUAAAGCUGAAACUAUCUAAUCUAGUUUUAUUUAAAAUAAAUAAAUAUAUAUAUAUAUAUAUAUAUAUAUAUAUAUAUAUAUAUAUAUAUAUAUAUGUUUACAUUUUAAAGGCUACUGAUGUUCAGGCGAAUUCAAUCAUUGCUUGUGUCUAUAAUAAAAGUAUGAGAUGUGGAAAUCCCUCUUAUGUUAUAAUAAGGAAAUGCUGAUAAUAAAAUGGGUUUGUUUG
This is a messenger RNA of Cyprinus carpio (common carp), 1835 nucleotides long. RefSeq names its product putative proline--tRNA ligase, mitochondrial. The record is from RefSeq and is a predicted model, not a curated record. Gene Ontology annotation, biological process: prolyl-tRNA aminoacylation. Gene Ontology annotation, cellular component: mitochondrion; cytoplasm. Gene Ontology annotation, molecular function: proline-tRNA ligase activity; ATP binding. Lineage: Eukaryota; Metazoa; Chordata; Actinopteri; Cypriniformes; Cyprinidae.